AUGGCUUCCCUCCUCGAGCGCAUGAACCUCUCGACCGGUUCUAUUGGCCCUGAACGAUCCAAAUCCAACCUCAGUCGAGGAGCGGCCGCUCCCUACAACCGCGCAAAUCGUACGCCAAAAGGAGACGUCAACGGACAGUGGUCGCAUGAUCUCUACGAGACCCACAACUCUCUCUCUGCGCGUCUCAACCUCCCGCCAUCGGCACCAAAAGCGAACCUCAACCCCAUCGCGCAGAAGGCCAUCAAGGAUGCGACAUCGUCAACGCGUUCCGAAGCGUCACUAUCGAUCAAGGGUGCUGGCUCGCAGGGCAACGUGGUCGAAGUGUCAGGGUUAGUCGCGGGCACGACAGCAGAGGACGUGGCAGCCAUUUUCAAGCGGUGUGGUGCGAUCACCGACCAAAAGACGGUGUCGAAGAAGAACGAGGACGUGCGCAUCCGGCUGACGUUCAAGACGCCAGCAUCUGCGACCUCUGCGGUGCAAAAGUUCCACAACCAACCGGCAGAUGGCAAAACCUUAUCGGUGAAGAUUGUUGGAGCUUCGUCGACGGGAUUGACGCUGGGAGGGAGACUGGGAGGCUCGGAUGGCCUGGGUUUGGUGAGGGAAGAGGGCAGUGUGGAUGUGCUCAUGGACGCGCAAGAGAACACUGGCUCAAAAAUGCGUUCAGACUCAUUAAUUCAAUCAGAUCCUCGAGCGCAUGUUCUUGUCGCACCUCCAGGUGCAGACCCUGCAGAUUACCUACCAGUGUCCUCGUCUCGAGGCGGCAGAGGUGGCAGAGGUGGUCGCGGACGCGGUGGUCGGCGAGGAAAGCGUGGAAUUGCUGCGCGUAUGGAUCUAGACUAA
Molecule: messenger RNA, 840 nt
Organism: Cyclocybe aegerita
Lineage: Eukaryota; Fungi; Basidiomycota; Agaricomycetes; Agaricales; Hemipholiotaceae
Source: the annotation of a GenBank genome assembly